AUGAGCAUGGAAGGAGAUUGGAUGUGUGCUGCAUGCCAGCACCUAAAUUUCAAGAAACGGGAUGCAUGCCAACGAUGUAGCUGUCCCAAAUAUGCAACAACGACCGAUGUUUACAUGUAUGGACUAAACAAAACAGAAGUCCUAGCUGGAGACUGGUAUUGCAGUGCCAUGAGCUGCGGUUCUCACAACUACGCAAGCAGAACAAGCUGUUAUAGAUGUGGUUCCUUAAAAAGUGAUUAUUAUGGUAACGGGGCAGGAAUGAUAGCAUCAACAGAUUAUGGAUAUGAUGCAAGUGCUUGUCCUGGUUGGAAGAGUGGUGAUUGGAUUUGCAGCAGAUUAGGAUGUGGUACGCACAACUAUGCCAGUAGAGCAGAAUGUUAUAAAUGCAAGAUGCCUAGGGAUUUUGGAGAUGACCUGAGAGAAAAUGAAUUAUAUUGA
Molecule: messenger RNA, 438 nt
Organism: Solanum stenotomum
Lineage: Eukaryota; Viridiplantae; Streptophyta; Magnoliopsida; Solanales; Solanaceae
Exons: 3
Coding region: 1-438 (145 amino acids)
Cellular component (GO): cytoplasm
Molecular function (GO): mRNA binding
Source: RefSeq, a predicted model, not a curated record